Molecule: messenger RNA, 877 nt
Organism: Choloepus didactylus (southern two-toed sloth)
Lineage: Eukaryota; Metazoa; Chordata; Mammalia; Pilosa; Megalonychidae
Gene: DERL3
Product: derlin 3
Exons: 7
Coding region: 41-748 (235 amino acids)
Biological process (GO): endoplasmic reticulum unfolded protein response
Cellular component (GO): Hrd1p ubiquitin ligase ERAD-L complex; endoplasmic reticulum membrane
Molecular function (GO): misfolded protein binding; ubiquitin-specific protease binding
Source: RefSeq, a predicted model, not a curated record
GCCGGCGGCAGGGCCCGCCACGCGGGUCUGACAAGGGUCAAUGGCGUGGCGGGGCCUGGCGGCCGAGUUCCUGCAGGUGCCGGCGGUGACGCGGGUCUACACCGCGGCCUGCGUGCUCACGACCGCCGCUGUGCAGCUGGAGUUCCUCAGCCCCUUCCAGCUCUAUUUCAACCCGCACCUCGUGUUCCGGAAGUUCCAGGUCUGGAGGCUGGUCACCAACUUCCUCUUUUUCGGGCCGCUGGGAUUCAGCUUCUUCUUCAACAUGCUCUUCGUCUUCCGCCACUGCCGCCUGCUGGAGGAGGGCUCCUUCCGCGGCCGCACGGCCGACUUCGUCUUCAUGUUUCUCUUCGGGGGCGCGCUCAUGAUCCUUCUGGGGCUCUUGGGCAGCCUCUUCUUCCUGGGCCAGGCCCUCAUGGCCAUGCUGGUGUAUGUGUGGAGCCGCCGCAGCCCCCGGGUGAGGGUCAACUUCUUCGGCCUCGUCACCUUCCAGGCGCCCUUCCUGCCCUGGGCGCUCAUGAGCUUCUCCAUGUUGCUGGGGAACUCCAUCCUAGUGGACCUGCUGGGGAUCGGUGUGGGCCACGUCUACUACUUCCUGGAGGACGUCUUCCCCAACCAGCCUGGAGGCAAGAGGCUGCUGCUGACCCCCGGCUUCCUGAAGCUGCUGCUGGAUGCCCCAGAAGAGGACCCCAAUUAUCUGCCCCUUCCUGAGGAGCAGCCAGGACCCCAUCUGCCACCCCCACAGCAGUGAGCCCCCCGCCCAGGCCUGCGACCACCCAAAUAAACACAGUGACCUGCAGCCUCCGGGCCUGGCACCCUGGCUUCCCUGCCUUGGCCUGGCCAGACCCUCUGUGCUGGGCAGGUGCCACUGGACAGCCAA